AUGGUCUCUACAAGAUUAAGCACAAGGCUUGGUCUUGUGUUGUUCCUACUCAAUUUUCUUAGAACAGGAGGGUUUUUGGUGGACAUUACUUAUCUACACAGUGCAGUAGCUAAAGGAGCCGUUUGUUUGGAUGGUAGUCCACCUGCUUAUCACUUCCAUAAGGGAUUUGGCACAGGGAUUGAUAGUUGGUUAGUAUACCAUGAGGGUGGGGCAUGGUGUAACAAUGUGACAACUUGUCUCUCUCGGAAGAAUACAGAAUUGGGAUCAUCGAAGUAUAUGGCCAAGCAAUUUAAUUUCACUGGAAUCUUGAGCAACCAACAAGAGCUUAAUCCAUACUUUUACAACUGGAACAUAAUCAGGAUUAGGUAUUGUGAUGGGGCAUCAUUCACAGGCGAUGUGAAAGCCAUAGAUCCUGCUACUAAUCUUCACUUCAGAGGAGCAAGGAUUUGGCAUGCUGUAAUGGAGGACCUAUUAGCAAAAGGAUUGAAAAAUGCUGAAAAUGCUAUACUGACCGGUUGUUCAGCUGGAUCAUUGGCCUCAAUUCUUCAUUGUGAUACAUUCCAAGCUCUCCUACCUAAGACUACAAGAGUAAAAUGCAUUUCGGAUGCUGGUUUCUUUAUCAAUGCAAAAGAUAUUCGUGGGGUACCAACAAUUGAAACAUUCUUUAGUCAAAUAGUUGAAACACAUGGCUCAGCCAAGAAUUUGCCUAAAUCCUGCACGUCAAAAAGGAGACCGGAAUUGUGUUUUUUUCCACAAUAUGUGAUUCAAGAUGUUCGAACGCCCAUUUUUAUCAUCAAUGCAGCCUAUGAUUUAUGGCAGGUGUCAAAUAUUCUUGUUCCAGAAAUUGCUGAUCCUCAUGGCUUUUGGAAAAUAUGCAAGGCUAACAUAGGAAAUUGCUCGAGUGCCCAAAUCAAGACCAUGCAGCACUUCAGGUUGAAAUUUUUGCAUGCAUUGAGAGGAUUGGGGAAGAAUUCUGAAGCUAAUGGAAUGUUUAUAGACUCAUGCUAUGUACACUGCCAAACCGAACGGCAAGAAAUAUGGUUCAGAAAUGAUUCUACUCUUGUGUGGAGCAAGAAAUUGGCAAAUGAAAUUAGAGACUGGUUUUAUUAUGAUGAAGAUCGUCCAUUGCAGAAAGCCGAUUGCCCUUAUCCUUGCAACCCCACUUGUUAUCACAAUGUGUUUAAUAUAACCACUGCUAUUCAAUGA
This is a messenger RNA of Ziziphus jujuba (common jujube), 1206 nucleotides long. RefSeq names its product pectin acetylesterase 8-like. Gene Ontology annotation, cellular component: plant-type cell wall. The transcript is spliced from 12 exons. The record is from RefSeq and is a predicted model, not a curated record. Gene Ontology annotation, molecular function: pectin acetylesterase activity. Bases 1 to 1206 code for a protein of 401 amino acids. Gene Ontology annotation, biological process: cell wall organization. Lineage: Eukaryota; Viridiplantae; Streptophyta; Magnoliopsida; Rosales; Rhamnaceae.